This is a messenger RNA of Micropterus dolomieu (smallmouth bass), 950 nucleotides long. RefSeq lists its product as uncharacterized. Gene Ontology annotation, molecular function: cytokine activity. Lineage: Eukaryota; Metazoa; Chordata; Actinopteri; Centrarchiformes; Centrarchidae. The coding region runs from base 70 to 654 and encodes 194 amino acids. Gene Ontology annotation, biological process: neutrophil differentiation; macrophage differentiation; myeloid cell development. Gene Ontology annotation, cellular component: extracellular region. The record is from RefSeq and is a predicted model, not a curated record. The transcript has 5 exons.
ACACUAUUCAGGAUCAACCAUUGGACUAUCUAUUUGCACUGACUAGCUGUUUUCGCCAUUCCCUUCUACAUGGCCACCUUCGCCCGCAGCGCACCUCUCCCGGAGAACAACACACUUAAGGAUCCGGCGUCUCAGGAGAUCGUACAGAGGAGCCGCAGCUUAAUACAAAAGAUCCUGCUCUCCAUUCCCGACACGCACAAAUCCUGCAUUCACACAGAGACCCUGCAACUCAAUUCCGCAGAAAAUGCAAAGCUUGUGAUUAUGGCGUCCAACAUUGGUAUCCCCCCUGCUCCUCUACUCAAAGCAGAAAACCUCAAUUUGGAGACCAGUUUGAAACGUAUGGCUGAGGGUCUUCAGCUGCACCGGGCCUUACUGACUUCUGUCUCUCCUCGCCUGGAAAGCAAAGACAAAGUGACUGGGCUACUGGCUGACAUCAAAGACCUUGUCAUUCAGAUCAAUAAGAUGCUGAAAAUUGUCCAAGCAGAGGCUGUGGUGCAGCCCACCCCAACCCCCGUGGCCUUACGUCUACCAGGGGAGUAUGAGGUUCAGGUGGCAGCACACCUGACUCUGGUGCAGCUCCAGUCCUUUGGGCAGGACGUGGUCCGCUGCCUCAGGAGUCUGGACCAGAGCAAUGAGGGGGAGACGGAGAGCUGACAUAGGUGCCAUAUGUAGACUGCUUUUGGCAUUUAUUUAUUUUUCUGUUAUAAGAUUAUUUAUUAUUUGUAUUUUAUUUAUAUUUAUAUAUUUAUUUAUGGAAUUGAAAUAUGGAUUAUUUAUUUAGGAAAUCUAUUUUUGAUAACUAAGCUUUUGUAUCCCUCAGUCAUGAUGGACUGCUUAUAAAUUCUGUCAAAUGUUUAAACGAAACUAAUUAAUUUUGUAUGAAUAUUUUAAAAACCACAGCACAUUUUGUAUUUGCUUAUUUUUCAAUAAAGAAAACACACUUUACUGAA